CACCAGCGCCGGGGCGCAGAGGCGGGUUUCAGCGUGGUCAAGAGAGUGAAUGUAUCUGACGUAGAUGCACUGCGCAUAAUCAUCAAGAACGUUGUUUACUUCAGUUAUCAGUGGCCCGUUUAUCUGGUUGGUAUCCGAAGCAAGUCAGAUUUGCCAUGAUACUUCACCUCAUGGUUCGAACUUCUGCUGAAUCACAACCAUUUGCCGCUGAGCUAUGACAAGAGUGGAAACAAAAAGUUAAACGAGCAAGCCUGCUAUACGUAAGAAGGUACGGGUGAGUACUAAAGGACCCACAUGAAUGGGCUUCACAAAAGAGACAGCCCACCCCAUGCAGAGCUGCUGCCCCAGGCCAGCUAUUUGUGCUCUGGAAAAGGCUGACUUGCAUGAGAAAACAGCAAACUUCCUUGAUAACAUGCUUUUGCGAAGUUCAGGAAAAUUGAACGUGGGCACCAGGAAAGAGGAUGGUGAGAGUACAGCCCUCACCCCUCGCCCAAAGAUCUUGCGAUGUAAAUGCCACCACCAUUGUCCAGAAGACUCAGUCAACAAUAUUUGCAGCACAGAUGGAUAUUGUUUCACAAUGAUAGAAGAAGAUGAUUCUGGGAUGCCUGUGGUCACUUCUGGAUGUCUAGGACUAGAAGGCUCAGAUUUUCAGUGUCGGGACACGCCCAUUCCUCAUCAAAGAAGAUCAAUUGAAUGCUGCACAGAGCGGAAUGAGUGUAAUAAAGAUCUACACCCUACACUGCCUCCACUGAAAAACAGAGAUUUUGUUGAUGGACCUGUACACCACAAGGCCUUACUUAUAUCUGUGACUGUCUGUAGUUUGCUCUUGGUCCUUAUCAUUUUAUUCUGUUACUUCAGGUAUAAAAGACAAGAAACCAGACCUCGGUACAGCAUUGGAUUAGAACAGGAUGAAACUUACAUUCCUCCUGGAGAAUCCCUGAGAGACUUAAUUGAGCAGUCUCAGAGCUCAGGAAGCGGCUCAGGCCUCCCUCUGCUGGUCCAGAGGACUAUAGCUAAGCAGAUUCAGAUGGUGAAACAGAUUGGAAAAGGGCGCUAUGGGGAAGUUUGGAUGGGAAAGUGGCGUGGCGAAAAGGUAGCUGUGAAAGUGUUCUUCACCACAGAGGAAGCCAGCUGGUUCCGAGAGACAGAAAUAUAUCAGACAGUGUUGAUGAGGCAUGAAAACAUUUUGGGGUUCAUUGCUGCAGAUAUCAAAGGAACGGGGUCCUGGACCCAGUUGUACCUAAUCACAGAUUAUCAUGAAAAUGGUUCCCUCUAUGAUUACCUGAAGUCCACCACCCUAGAUACUAAGUCGAUGCUGAAGUUAGCCUAUUCUUCUGUCAGUGGCCUAUGUCACUUACACACCGAAAUCUUUAGUACUCAAGGCAAACCAGCAAUUGCCCAUCGAGAUCUGAAAAGUAAGAACAUCCUGGUGAAGAAAAAUGGAACUUGCUGUAUAGCCGAUCUGGGCUUGGCUGUUAAAUUUAUUAGUGAUACGAAUGAAGUUGACAUACCACCCAACACUCGAGUUGGCACCAAACGCUAUAUGCCUCCAGAAGUGUUGGAUGAGAGCUUGAAUAGAAAUCACUUUCAGUCUUACAUCAUGGCGGACAUGUACAGUUUUGGACUCAUCCUGUGGGAGGUUGCUAGGAGAUGUGUAUCAGGAGGUAUAGUGGAAGAAUAUCAGCUUCCCUAUCAUGAUCUAGUGCCCAGCGAUCCCUCUUAUGAGGACAUGAGAGAGAUCGUGUGUAUCAAGAAGCUGCGUCCCUCCUUCCCCAACCGGUGGAGCAGUGAUGAGUGUCUAAGGCAGAUGGGGAAACUCAUGACAGAAUGCUGGGCUCACAAUCCUGCUUCCAGACUGACAGCACUGCGGGUUAAGAAAACACUUGCCAAAAUGUCAGAGUCCCAGGACAUUAAACUCUGAAUUGAGGGCAAAAAUAAGCAUCUCUGGAGAAAGCCAGUAGCUACUCUUCUGUCUGUGGGCAGAGCAAAAGAUGUUCCAGAAGCAUCCACAGUACAAGCCGUGAACAUCGUCCUGCUUCCCAGUAAGUUUAGCCUCACCUCUCAGGGAGCAGCUUGGACAAAGAGAAGUUCCCAGAAACACGGAUUCAUCGUGUCUGUUUGUAGGAGGGAGAAACUGUUUGGGUAACUUGUUCAAGAUAUGAUGCAUGUUGCUUUCUAAGAAAGCCCUGUAUGUUGGGAUUGCCUUUUUUUUUUUUUUUUCAAAAGAUGCUUUAAUUUUGCCAAAAUAAAACAAAUAAUGUAGAUGU
This is a messenger RNA of Lagenorhynchus albirostris (white-beaked dolphin), 2267 nucleotides long. RefSeq names its product bone morphogenetic protein receptor type 1B (gene BMPR1B). Gene Ontology annotation, molecular function: ATP binding; transforming growth factor beta receptor activity, type I; SMAD binding. The coding region runs from base 299 to 1921 and encodes 540 amino acids. Gene Ontology annotation, biological process: dorsal/ventral pattern formation; protein phosphorylation; cellular response to growth factor stimulus. Gene Ontology annotation, cellular component: plasma membrane; signaling receptor complex. Lineage: Eukaryota; Metazoa; Chordata; Mammalia; Artiodactyla; Delphinidae. The transcript is spliced from 14 exons. The record is from RefSeq and is a predicted model, not a curated record.